AUGCUUGCAAGCCUAGCAGGCGAUGCGCGUAGUUACGCCAUUCUGUUGAAUGACGUUGCAAAGCAUUUGCGUAUCUAUUUUUUGCGUAGGCUGGCCGAGUCUCACAAGAGCGACGCCGAUGAUCUGGUGCAGGAUACAUUGAUGGCUUUGCAUUCAAGGCGGGCUACAUACGAGACGGACCGGCCGUUUACAGCCUGGUUGCAUGCGAUAGCGCGAUACAAGCUGAUUGAUCAUUUCAGGCGCAAUAAAAUUAGGGCAACAGUGCCUUUGGAUGACGCUGAAGAUUUGAUCCCAGUCGACUAUUCCGAUGCAGCGGCAGAUCGGAUGGAUGUAGAGAGCCUGUUGCAAUCAGUGCCGGAAAAAUCACGGGAGUUGAUAUACCGCACGAAGAUCGAAGGGCAGUCCAUAGCGGAAGUUGCGACAAGCACCGGCCUUUCCGAAUCGGCGGUCAAGGUGGGUAUUCACAGAGGCAUCAAGGCGAUUGCCGCAAAAUUGAAAGGACGCGAUUUGAAACCCGUGUCACGUUCAGCCGUUGCAAAACGGAUUGCUAUUGGUUUGGGAUUAAGUUUCGUUGCCUCGUGGCUUCUCAUGGUUUGGUGGUUGGGAAUGCGGCCCGACCUCAUGGAAGCAUCGGCUACCAUGCCUUUCUGGGGCAAGCUCGCCUACACCCUGCUUUUGGCCGUCAUUGGCGCAUGGGCCAUCAAACGUAUCGCCUAUCCGGCUGGCAGUAUUUUCAUCAACCUCGUCUUGAUGGCUGUCGCCCUCUUUGCGUUCGGAAUACUCGCUGCGGGGAUGUUCGCCAUGGCACCGCCGCAGGAUCACUAUGCGCUACUGACCGGUAAAUCGCUUGCAGUAUGCACGUUCAACAUAGUCAUGCUGUCCAUGCCUUUGCUUAUAGGCGCAUUCUGGGUUUUACGCGGAUUGGCGCCUACACGCCUGACACUGGCAGGUACUGUUGCCGGGUUGGCCUCAGGCGCAAUGGGAUCAUUGAUAUACUCAUUCCAUUGCACCGAAAGCGCUAUGCCCUUCGUCGCGAUCUGGUACACCUUAGGCGUAUUGGUGCCCGGCCUCAUUGGAGCGAUAGCCGGGCGAUUUGCUCUCAGAUGGUAG
This is a messenger RNA of Oppiella nova, 1110 nucleotides long. Lineage: Eukaryota; Metazoa; Arthropoda; Arachnida; Sarcoptiformes; Oppiidae. The record is from the annotation of a GenBank genome assembly.